Trichechus manatus latirostris (Florida manatee) is the source of this 3806-nucleotide messenger RNA. Its product is annotated as protein CutA homolog. The record is from RefSeq and is a predicted model, not a curated record. NCBI's taxonomy places the organism in Eukaryota, Metazoa, Chordata, Mammalia, Sirenia, Trichechidae. The transcript is spliced from 6 exons. Gene Ontology annotation, biological process: response to metal ion. The coding region runs from base 2441 to 2881 and encodes 146 amino acids. Gene Ontology annotation, molecular function: copper ion binding.
UCUUCUGUGACUGAGAACAGCCGGGUCGUACCAAUCGCAAUGCCUAGCUGGCGGCACUUGCGCGUUAGGGGGCUGCCAAGCCUCGCGAUACCUGGUUCGUUGGUGCCAAAUCAAAGGUUGAUAGUGGUUUCGGGCUCGGUGCGUCGUUAUCUUGGACGUUGCUCAGUUGGGCACAUAAUCUGACUUUCUAGUCGUCUGGGGUUUUUACUACAGAAAGCGAAGACUUGAAAAAAUGCCCCGCGAGCGGAGUGGUGAGGAUGGGGACGAACCGAAGGUUAAACAGCCUCUCGAACGCCAUCCAGGCUCUCGGCAGCGGCGAGAGGGGUAGUUGUGGAGGCCGCUGCGGCUUUUGCAGCGGCUGAGGCAACACUAGGCGGAGUGGAGGCAGGGGGUGGAAUCACGAUCCCGCCCCAGACGUGUAACAAGAGGAGGCAGAGGGUCAAGCCUCUGGAAAACGAAAUGAAAAUUCUCAGUAAGCUGGACAAAGGCGUAAGACCGAUGUGGGGCGCCUUUUUGGCGUUGAUAAGAUUACGGUGAGCACCAUUAAAAAAAAUUAGAAGGCUAUUAUUAGUGCCAGCAUGGAGAGUGUUUCGCCCAUUUGCUCCAAGGUGCUAUGCAUGCCCCGGGGUAUAAACAUAGAGAAGAUGGAGACUGAAUUAAUCUUUUGGGUUGAGGACCAGACCAUAGGAGGACGUCAUCUAACAUUGAAGGCCAUCUGCAACCAGGUUAAUCGCGUUUACAAGUAGCUGGUGGAAACCACGGGGAAUGGCAACCAAGAGAAAUUUUAUGCGAGCGAGGUCUGGUUUGAGAAGUUUAAAAAUCGCAACUGUCUGCGGAAUGCGAGGUUGAUAGAGAAAGAAGAAUUGUUAAAUGCUGAGUUGGCACCCGAGUAUUCCAGGCAACUCCAGAGACUGUUAAGAGCUGGAGGCUAUGUGCCUCAACAGGUCUUCAACGCUGAGGUGAUAAGCUUAUUUUGAAAAGUGCAUAUGUUUACGUGCUUUUAGAGAAAAAGAAAUCCAGAAAGCUUAGAGGAAGCUAAGGACAUGAUUUCCUUCAUUUUUUUGUGCCAAUGCCUCAGGUGACAAAAUGAUAAAAACCAUCGCUACUUUACAAAGACCCUAGUCUCACUUGCCGUAAGGAAAAAGGUAAAAAACGUCUUCCUGUUUUCUGGCGAUCACACCCCAAAGUAUCAGUAACCACUGCCCUCUUUUUGGAUUCGUUUCAUAAGUGUUUUGUCAAGCCUGAAGUUACUUAACAGAAAAAAAUCUGAGUGUUGCUAGUUGUGGAAAGAGGUCCCAGUCACCCGGACUCAUUAUACUUUGCUCAUCAUAAUGUUGAUAAUUCUGUUUCUCCCUCUGGAAGGCACUAGCCUUCUUCAGCCCUUGGAUCAGGGUAUAAUUGAAGCUUUCAGGAGUAUUACACCAAGCAUAUGUUUGACCAUUUGCUGACGGUAUUGAAGAAAACCUUUGCCUUAAACUUUGAAAGAAACAUGGCAACAUUACAACAUAGCCGAUGCUUUGGUAGUUAUAAAAGAAGAAAUGGAUGAUAUAAAACCAGCUGCUCUUAAUAAAGCUUGGUGGAAACUUUGGGAGGAUGUUGUGAAUGAUUAUGUAGGUUUUCCUAGAAUUAAUGAAGUUGAAAAAAAUUACAGAAUCUGCACAAGGGAUGGACUUAAAAUUCAUUGAUAGCAAGGCAAGUGAAAUCAACGAGCUGCUCAAGUUUCAAGCUUUGGUGAUAGAGUCUAUACUCAUAGACAAGGAAGGAGACAAGUCCUCUGAACCAAAAGUAAAGAUGAAUCUAAGGAAACUGCUGUCUUACGCCAGGCCUCAGACCUCAUCGAUGCUGCAAUCAAUUUGGAUCCUUUCCUGGAUUGAAGUUUGGCCUUUAAAAAUUUCAGUAAAUUGCUGUAUACCUAUAAAGAUGCAGAAGAACCUUAGAAAUAAAAGCGAAGGAGUUGAAGAAAGAGGGAAGACUCAGACAAUGAAGAGGAAGUGGUAUGGGUGAAAGACAGAUACAGAAUCUGAUUCUGAGGGGGAGUCUGAGGAGGAGUCUGAGUCUGAAUCCAGGUCCAAAUCUGAGUCAGAAUCUGGGAAGGAGGAGGAGAAGAAAGCUCCAGAAGAGCCUGGACGCUCAGGCGGUAGCACUCAGACUCUUGAUAUAGCUGAAGAAUCUGCCAAAGCCAUAAAUACAGAGUUAGAUUUUUGGAAUCUAACCUUGGAAUUGAACCUGGAGAGAGUAGAAGUACCUGAAUUGAAGGAAGAAGAUCCAGAGGCUUCUUCCGAAUAACAGUUCAUUUCUUGCCAUCCUUCCCCUUCUACCCUAACAUCACCUUCAUUGUGUCCAGCAUCCUUAUAAUCGCCAGCCACAACGUCUUUAUCAUUUAGUCGUUCAAAAAACAUUCAGUGAGCAUACUCAGCAAGGUUCUGUGCUAAGACUGGGUAUGUCAUCUCAGGAAAUCAUCUCAGGAUCUGAGAUCCUGACAGCUGCUUUCCUGACAUAUCCCAUCCUCAAGACCCUUAGCCUACAGCUCCAUUCAUCUGUUACCGGCAGCUAUGUCUCCGGCACUCACUCCAUCGUCUUUGUCAACUGUCCCAAUGAGCAAAUUGCCAGAGACAUUGCCAGGGCCCUACUGGAUAAGAAGCUGGCUGCUUCUGUGAACAUCCUGCCCAAGGCCUCCUCACUGUACUACUGGAAAGGAGAGAUAGAAGAAGCCACAGAGAUCCUGCUGUUAAUAAAGACAAAGACUUCCAAAGUCCACAUGCUUUCCAGCUACAUCAGGUUGGUGCAUCCUUUUGAAAUCCCAGAGGUCUUCAGUCUUCCCAUGAACCAAGGAGAUGCACAUUUUUUUAAGUGGCUUGAGGAGGGCAUGGAGGAAAACUGAGCGGAGAAGGAGGUUUUUUAUGCAUCCUCGUGGCCGCCUCUAGCCUUCAUCAGUUGCACUUUGGGGAAGGGGAGACCUCUUUCUGCUUUCCAGCAUCUCUGGACUCCUUGUUCCUGUAAGCACAGAGAAGCUAAAUAACCUGUGGAGGCCGAAGGGCUAAGGCUCCUGAGGCUGGAAGAAGAGGCUGGGCUGGUCAGGCCAAGCAAGAACCCAGUGGAACUUCUGAGUGCCUCAUGCUUAAAGGUGGCUAGGAGGUGGGGGGGUGUGAGGAUGAUUGGCUGUGUAUAGGGGCCAGGAGUAGGUGGCAAUGAGGAUGAGAUUUGUCAUCUUCAGUCACUGAGACUACCUCAAGUGCCUAAGAUGUAUGGCUCUCUUGCUUAUUAGGAGGAAACAGCCUGAUGACCUUGUUCACCCUGAAGUAUAUGGGGUGAAUGCCUUCUUCUAGGGGAACUGGCAAGUGCCUUAUCCAAAAGGAUGAAUUGCUAAUGGUGAAAUUUCAGGAAUUAGCAGGAUUAUUUCUCCUAGCUAAAGAUGGCAUUUGUUGCUCCUGAGUCGUGAGGAGGUGACACUGGGAAUGGACUUCUGACUGUGUGUAGGACUGGGGGAAUAUUGGAGCUUAGACAUAGCCCCAUGAGUUGGGAGUCUUUGCUAGCCUGAAUGUGAUAGACAUUAGAAGGGUCUGAUGCCUUGCUCAGUGGAGACCUAGGUUCUGAGCCCACCAUACUUCUUUUCUUGAGUAUUGAAAUUGAGUGUCCUAAAGUGGGAAAGAACCUUGGGGAUCUGCCAAAGCAGUUUUUCAGACUUGUUCCACAGAGCCCUAGGGGUUGACAAAAGUUACCUUGGGAGCUUCCUGAGGAUAUAAGGUACCUCACCAAUACUUCAACCAAUGCAACUAUGCUUUUACUACUUUUAUGUAUUGAAUUCC